Messenger RNA from Polistes canadensis, 695 nucleotides. RefSeq lists its product as uncharacterized. Gene Ontology annotation, biological process: cristae formation. The transcript is spliced from 4 exons. The coding region runs from base 134 to 484 and encodes 116 amino acids. Gene Ontology annotation, cellular component: mitochondrial crista junction; MICOS complex. The record is from RefSeq and is a predicted model, not a curated record. NCBI's taxonomy places the organism in Eukaryota, Metazoa, Arthropoda, Insecta, Hymenoptera, Vespidae.
AGUACUACGUGAGUCAAUGACGUAUUAAUCAUUUAUCGUAAUACAAAUGUGAUACUUCACGUGUAGAAGGUGCCUUCUUUCGUAUAAACCCAUAGAUAUUAAAAGAAACAAAAAGUAAUUUAUAACAUAUAUUAUGGGUUUAGUGCGGUUAACCAUUAAAGCUAGUCUAGUUGGUGGUAUUAUUUAUUAUUCUGUACAAGAAGGUCUUUGGUCAAAACAUGAUGAAAGUCUUAAGGUUUAUGAUAAAAUACAUAAAAAUGUAGAUCCAUAUUUAAAGGGUAGUGUACCUACAGAAAUUACCAAAGGGAUUCCAUCGAUACCCAAUAUCACAGAUUUUAAACAUUGGCUAACAACGAAAUGGAAUACAGGAGUUAUAACGAGUAUUAAAUUUGUUGCGGAAAGUCCUUCGCAUAUUGCAAAUGCUUAUGAAACUGUUUCUAAAUUUACUAAGGAAAAGACAGAACAGUUGACUAAAACUGAAUAAAUAUUGUGUUCACUUUAUUAGUCGUAUUAUAUAAAUUUUAGAAAAAUAUUUGUUAUCGUCCUAUCGCAAUAAAUGUUAUAUAAUAUAUAUAUUAUAGAUUUACAUUUUUGUGCAAGAUAUUUAAUAAACAUAUUUGUUUUUUUUUCUUCUCUUUUUCAUUUACAUAUUAUACAAUAUAAUAAUAAAAAUGAUAAAGAACCAUUGAACGUAA